Messenger RNA from Moneuplotes crassus, 518 nucleotides. NCBI's taxonomy places the organism in Eukaryota, Ciliophora, Spirotrichea, Euplotida, Euplotidae. The record is from the annotation of a GenBank genome assembly.
UAUUUUGAUAUAAAGUUGGCUGAUGAAGAGUGUACACGAAGAAAAGAAGACAUCAUCUCCUGAUAAAGCCCCGAAUGCCCCAUGACUAAAAGGAAGAAAAAUAAACUUAAGAAAGACAAAAAACAAUGUUCCCAAAUUCUACUCAAGCAGCACAAAAAGCUGAGGCUCUAUUACGACCGAAGCAAGCCUGGCACAAGCAUUUGAGUACGAAUUCUUAACCCAAUACGAUCUUGAAACUAGCUCCUAUGGGAGUGCUAAAAUGAUUCAAGAAAUCUCAAACGAAGACCUGAGCUCCAUUGAGAAUCAGUCUGAAAAAUCUGUCAGUGGUGCUAUCCCUGAUGACUAUCAGGCAUACAUUGGUAGGAAAGUAAGUAGUAGUAAAAUAAUCGGAACAAUAAUGAUGACCCCAGACAAAAAGACGUCUCAUUCAACAAAAUGAAUGCCCAUCUUGAACACAUUGUUUGCCUCUUCUAAAGAGGAAUAAAGUCCAGUAUAAUCUUUAUAAUCUGUUUACAGUA